ACACAUACACAAAACACAUGUAUUUCUUAUCUACUAAAAACAAAUUUUGAGUUGUACCCCGUUUAUUUUUGUGUAUUGUUUCACUCACUGACAGCUUAAUUUGUUUUAUCUAACAACCUGCCACGUUUUACAAUCACGAGAGUUAAUAUAAUUUCUUAUCAGACACAGCAAAGAGGCGAACCUAUAUAUAUAUAUAUAUAUAUAUAAAUAUGAAGUUUGCUAUUUCCAUGCAAACGACAGCAGUAGUAGUUUACAGAAACUGGUAAACCUGAAAAGAAAAACAAAAAGGGGAGAGAGUUAUUAGUUCUAUGUAAAAAUAGCAAUCCUUGCUAAGUUUUCACAUAACUUGACAGCACAUCAGGCCGUCUUCCUCUUUCGGUUUUUCUCUACUUGUACAACCGACCACCAGUUUAUUCGGUUGAACUGACCCUACACAACAAUUCUCAUUUGAUAUUCAAGUUUCUCCACAAGAGAAAUCGGUAAAAACAUUGAUUCCUCUUCAAACAUUCAACUUAAUUUUCUGGUGCUUUCAGUUAAAAACGGUGUUAACUGAAAAAGCAUUAACCAUGGAUUUGUGGUAAAUGGAAAAGACUUCAAUCAUUAAACCUAGUCUUUGUAACUCUAGAAGGAAACUCUCUAGGAUACUUAAUUCAUUCAGUUUUCCGAUGAAGAUGUGGGCUGCAGGUUUUACUGUUCUCUGCGUUAUGGUAGUUUGGCUCUCUACUGCUUACCGCUGGAAUUACCCUUCUUCCAAAGAAGGCAAAUAUAUUUAUGGCAUCAUGUUUGAUGCUGGAAGCACUGGCUCUAGGAUUCAUAUAUUCAGUUUUAGCAACGAUAAUAAAGAAAAAAAGAUGAUAUUGAUAGCAGAUAUAUUUAAUGAAAUUAAACCCGGAUUAUCAGCUUAUGCUAGUGACCCAAAGAAGGCAGCUGGUUCUUUACUACCCUUACUUAAUUUAGCCAAAUCAAAAGUUCCAGAGGACUUGCAGUCAUCCUGUGCAAUUGCCCUGAAGGCCACAGCAGGUUUGCGCUUACUUGGUGAACAACCUGCCAACAAUAUUCUUCUUGAGGUAGAGAAGCUGUUUAAGAGGUUUCCUUUCAAAAUGCUUGAAAAUAAUACUGAAAUAAUGAGUGGCACUAAAGAAGGAAUUUACAGCUGGCUGACUGUCAACUAUCUCCUUGAUUUACUCGAUACACCUAACAGAACCGCUGUAGCUUUGGAUCUUGGUGGAGGCUCAACCCAGAUCACAUUUGUACCAUCAAAGCCUGGAACAUUGCAACAGGUUGGGGAGGAUUUCAAGGAAUCUGUAACUUUAUUUGGACAAAGCUACAAUUUAUACACUCAUAGUUACCUUGGACUUGGUUUGAUGUCUGCCAGGUUUAAAGUUUCGGAAAAAGUUAAGACUACUCCUCUUCAAUUGCAAUCAGUAUGUAUACCAGAGAAUACUAAAACCAGCUGGUCCUUUUCUGGGGAUACUUAUCAAGUUAGUUCUGCUGGUAACAGUAAUUUUGACGCCUGCUAUGCUGCUACAAGUAAGUUUGUCAAGGAAAACAUGAAACCUGUUUCAGAACUGACCAACCACCACAUUAUGGCAUUCUCUUACUUCUAUGAUCGAGCUGUUGACAUGAACCUCAUUGGUCCAGAAGGUGGAAACGUAGCUGUUAAUAGUUUCCAGCAAGCAGCUGUUCAGGGUUAGUUUGGAAAUCCUGAAUUUACAUGAAAAUUUAUUGGAAUGUUUUAAUUUAGAUAGCUUUAAAACAGAAAGUUUUUAUGAUAGAAUCAGGGGUGUUCCAGGUGGGUUAGUAUUAAAGGAGUUCAUCAUCAUCAUCAUCAUCAUCG
Messenger RNA from Octopus bimaculoides (California two-spot octopus), 1837 nucleotides. RefSeq names its product ectonucleoside triphosphate diphosphohydrolase 5. The record is from RefSeq and is a predicted model, not a curated record. Gene Ontology annotation, molecular function: hydrolase activity. Lineage: Eukaryota; Metazoa; Mollusca; Cephalopoda; Octopoda; Octopodidae.